CACGGGUCUGGAGGGUUCUUGUGCAGAUCAAACGAUACAAACAUGUCCCAGUGGAUAUUCUCAGUGCAUGAGUACAACAGCUGUGACACAAGUUGGCAUUAGUUCUAAAGUGAGUUCUAAGAAUUGUGCUGUUGCCUGUCAAAAUGUGUCCAUGAACUUCAAUAUCUCAAAGAUGACUAUGUCCUGCUGUAACACGGACCUGUGUAAUGCCAAAGAUGCUCCAGAUCCCAGCACUAACGUCCCCAAUGGAAAGAAAUGUUUCUCUUGUGAUGGGAACAGCUGCUCAAACAUAAUGAGCUGUUCAGGGACUGAAGACCGCUGCAUUAAAGCAACAGGGACUUUCGGAAGCCAGUCAUGGGUUGUAAAAGGUUGUGUGUCUAAAUCUGUUUGUGAUGCCACAGCAUUGGUUCCUAAUGUAGAUGGCAUCUCAUGUUGUGAGGGGAACCUGUGUAAUGGUGCUCAGAGUGUCUCCCAGAGCUUCCUGUUCCUCUGCUGUUCUCUGCUCUCCUACUUCCUGCUGCACUGAACCCAGCAGCUCUUCACAUCCUACAAUGAGACAUAUACAGUAUAAAUAUAGAGCAUAUACAGUAUAUAUAUAUAUAUAUAUAUAUAUAUAUAUAUAUUAUGAAAUAAAUUAUAUUCAGGACUGCAAUAACAAAAAUCAAUUCAUCUUUCAGGAGAAAAAAUAUGACCAUUAUUUAUUUUUUCAAAUAAAAAAAAGAAAAUCAUGUUUAGUUUUUCAUGAAUUUGUAAAACAAUAAUUGCGUUCUCAAUAUCAGGAUUUUCCUGUUCAGUUAAAGAUCACAAAAGCAACAGGAGAAAUAAUCAAAUAUCAUGAUAAAAUUUUACAAAUACUUUUGUCUGUCAUUUCACCUCCUGCACAUUAUGCAAUAAAAAAUGUUCUGUAUACUACUCAGUUUUAAGUGCUAAUUAUUAUAUCUGACAAUAAAUAAAUAGCAAUUUGAUAGCUUGUGCUCUAUUAAUAAUUUUAAAGGGAGGUUCUAAUGCUAUUUCAUGCAUUUCGACUUAUUUACACUGUUAAAGAGUUGGAUUCUCUUGCUAGACACUUUACAAUACGGGUGCACUAAUAUGCAUUAAUUCAUGCUUAACUAAUGCACAGAUAAUCAUGAGUUAAUGUAUGACUCAUGAAGAA
Messenger RNA from Ctenopharyngodon idella (grass carp), 1153 nucleotides. RefSeq names its product urokinase plasminogen activator surface receptor-like. Bases 68 to 526 code for a protein of 152 amino acids. The transcript is spliced from 4 exons. The record is from RefSeq and is a predicted model, not a curated record. Lineage: Eukaryota; Metazoa; Chordata; Actinopteri; Cypriniformes; Xenocyprididae.